Molecule: messenger RNA, 1632 nt
Organism: Tetranychus urticae (two-spotted spider mite)
Lineage: Eukaryota; Metazoa; Arthropoda; Arachnida; Trombidiformes; Tetranychidae
Source: RefSeq, a predicted model, not a curated record
UUGAAGUGAAAGAUGAUCAUGAGUUGAAUCAUAUUACAAGGUUACAAGAAAACCUUUGUAUUACUAUCCAAUGUAUUGGUAAUACACUUUUAACAAUCGUUAAAUAAUCAUUGAUCAAAACAAUGAUCUUAAACAAAGCCUUGAUAAAUAUGAUGAUGUAAAGGGAAAUGGUGGUCAAUGUGCUGUGAUCCUGUAUAAUAUUAGCACUUUCGGAGUAGAUCAGUAGUACAAGGGCCGAUUCGAAAAGCUGAUAUUUAACAAUAAAUCGUAUAUCCGAUUGCUGGACAGUCAAACCUCUUAAAAGUUGCAAAGAAAUAGACGAGUCUCGUCCUUUUUUGAGAGAUUUUUGGUGGUGCAAUCUGCGAACGAUUGGCCCGUUAUGAAAAUUUUAGGAGGUUUGACUGUAUAACUCUUUGGAUCUGUCUGUUGCUUGUGCGUGGUUUUUGUUGAGUUACUUUCAGACUUUCUGUUGACUAGUUAACAUCAUUUUUUUACAUUCUUGUAACUUUGUACCAUUUUUACAUCAUUUUUGUUGUAUUUUUGUAUUACUUGUGUUAUCUAGUAACAAACUAAACACCAUCCAAGCAACAUCAGAAAUGGAUAAUCAUUUAUUGAUAGAGGAUCAUCUUAAAGUUCAACUUCAAUUUCAAAUGCAACAACUUCAACAACAACUCUCACAACAGCUUCAACAGCAACAGCAACAUCAACAACAGCAACAACAAUCAGUGAAUUCUAAUCAUAACCAACAUUCCCUGCCAUUGGAAGAUGCAACAAAUAAAAAUAUUUUGAGGAUAAAACGUGAAAAAAGGAAGCAGUUAAGAUUGAGAGAAUAUCGAAAUCUUUGUAAAAUCAUUCCUUCUCUUCAUGGAUUAAAUGAAGUUCCUAAAGUUAAAAUUAUUAAUGAAGCUGUUAAAUACAUUGAUGAACUGCACCAACGAUUAAUACACAAAAUUAUCAAGUCAUCACAAACCCAAUCACAUUCACCAUCAUUAUCGUCAUCAUCACCAUUACAAUCACCAACAACAACACCUACUACAGUAACAAUACCUCUAACACCUCCAUCAUCUGAACCAUCUUCGCCUUUACCAUCACCACAAUUGUCACCAUUAUAAUAAGAGCUGAUUUUCAAUUAGCAGUUCAGUUGUUUAAAUAAUGCGUAAAAUUAAAUUGUGAAAUUGAAAAUGAAUAUAAUUGUAUGUAAGCAUAUUUUAUAAUGUAAUGUAUAAAUAACAUUAAAUUAAAACAAUAUUUUGUCAAGAAACUCAUUCUCGUGAAGUAACUUUUGGUGGAAAAUCAAAAAUCUCUCAGGCAAAGAAAAUACAUUAUCUGACAUUGAUAAUGACUAACUAAUCGAGGUAAAACACCUAGAUUUGCAAAAAACUAAAUAAUAAAAUUACAAUUUUUGCGUUCAUCACUUGCUAUCACAACAGCAAACCGUAAUCAAAGCAAAAAAUCAUCAAUCAAAAGAGAGAGAGAGAGAUAGAGAUUUGGAGAAAAAUUAGUGAAAUCAGUUUGUAUAAAUUUUUAGCAAACCUUAGUUAUUUUUGUGAAAUAAUCGUUGUUAAUCAAACUGUAUGUAACCAAAUAUGAUCUGUAACUCUUGUGGCUUAACAAAGGAUAAAAAGUUCAUAA